AUGGUGGAGACUCACACGCAAAGUCGGAACAAGCGACCUGGAUUACCGGACCUACCACCCAAACACCAAAAGGCUGUCAAUGCCGAGUUGCUAGCCAAUGGCGACGAUGCUCUGACUGGCAGGGUGAAGGCUGGUGCUGUGAAGAAACCAGGAGGCCAAAAAUCCACAAAGGAACAGAAGGUCCAUGCUGCAGGAACAGUUGCUCAGCUCGAGAUCAGCAUGGAGAUGGAGGAUGUAGAAAAAGAAAGGCUUGCAGUGCGACAACCCAGUCCCACUCUUAACAAAGUAUCCCGGAAGCCAAGUACUGGAAUUUGGUCAGCAAUUCCACCAAAUUCAGUUCAACUAAGUGUCCACAGUGGGUCUCAGUCGGCAAGUCAAGCACAACUGGGUAACUUGCAGAUUAUUCAAUCACAGGACACUGAUGAAGCAUUUAUUAUAGCUCAUGUUGAUGUCAGUCAGAAUGAACAUGAUAAUGACUCACUGCUGGUAAAGAUCAGUAAGGGACAGAAGUUGCACAGAGAUAUUGAGAAUGUGAAGGACAGUUUAGGGGGAGGGAAACGGAGUCACAGCAAGCAACACACCUGUAGUGAUGAUGAAGGUGCCCCUGCAACUGCUGGAGGCAUGACUGACUCCAUGAAACACCCCCUUCAUAAUACUGUUAAGUCUGGUGGUUUUGAAGAUGAGCAAGAAGAUGACAAGGAAUGUCAGGCAGGCCCACGUGCACAAUUCCCAACACCUAUCAUUACGGAUGGGGACAACAACAUUUUGACUCUGCCCAUAGUGUCUGUAUCGAAGAGUGUCUCACCUAUCAAUAGGAUGCCUGCAGCUAUAGGUGAGGAACAAGAGGGAAAUGCAUUAGAUGACGAUCUACUAGUUCCCGACUCAGAGAAUGAGGUGGAUAGAGCACCUGCGGUCGACAUUGAAUGCGAGGCCAAUCCAAGCAUCAAUGCAAAGACCAAAUAUGAAUUCAAGGCACAGUCAAAGGCUGAUAGGAACACUGGAGAGGAGGGUGAACAGGAGACAGUCAACUCAACAUCAGAAGGCUCAGAUAAUGAAGACAUCAUGCAUCACCCCGUGACACUGAAGCCUUCCCAUGGUUCUUUUCAUGAUAUGUUAAGAGUUCAUUUCUUGCAGGUCAAUGCAACCUUGGAAGACUCGGAUGAUGAAGAAAUCAUGCAUUGCCCCACAAAAAUGAAGCCUUCCAACAAGAAUACCUUCACUCACAUUGACCAAGAGACGACUAAUAGAUCAAACAAGUCUAAGACCAGGGUUUACACGACCCCGGAAGGUUCAGAUGAUGAAGAACUCCUGUGUCACCCCAUGAAUGUGAAGCCUUUUCACAGGAAAACCUCCAGUGGCAGGCCCACUGCAAAUGCACCCUUGGGCAUCAACUGA
This is a messenger RNA of Suillus bovinus, 1395 nucleotides long. RefSeq lists its product as uncharacterized. The transcript is spliced from 9 exons. The coding region runs from base 1 to 1395 and encodes 464 amino acids. Lineage: Eukaryota; Fungi; Basidiomycota; Agaricomycetes; Boletales; Suillaceae. The record is from RefSeq and is a predicted model, not a curated record.